AUGUCCGUCAAGACCGUCGCCGUCCUCGACCAGUCCGACCUCGCCGACGGCCAGAUGAAAGAAGUCGAGUUCGAGAAAGGCAAAGUCCUGCUCUCCCGCCUCGGUGACAAGAUCCACGCCACCUCCGCCUUCUGCACCCACUAUGGCGCGCCCCUCGCCAAGGGCGUCCUCACCGCCGACGGUCGCGUCGUCUGCCCCUGGCACGGCGCCUGCUUCAACGUCUGCACCGGCGACAUCGAGGACGCACCUGCGCCCGAUGCUAUUCACUCGUUCAACACCCACGUCACGGACGGCAAGAUCUAUGUUACCGCGGAUCCCUCCAAGGUUACGAGCGAGGCAAAGUCGCGCCCGCCGAAGCUGCUGGCGAGCGGGUUCGAGGGGACUGUGGGAGGGACAGCGAAGAACGGGGUCGUAAUUGUGGGUGGGGGUAGCGGGGCGUUCCACACUGUCGAAAGUCUGCGCGAGCAUGGCUACAAGGGCCCCAUCACAAUGAUAUCAAAGGAGCCAUAUGCGCCUAUUGACAGAACGAAGUUGAGCAAAGCCCUCAUCACCGACGCCUCCAAGCUCGAAUGGCGCACCCCCGCCGACCUCAAGAUCAAGUACGGCUUGUCUAUGCGCACCGGAACGGCAAUCACCGCGGUGGAUGCGGUCGCCAAGUCCGUCACCCUCUCCACGGGCGAACAAAUGGCCUAUGAUACACUCGUCCUCGCGUCGGGCGGGACGCCCCGCACGCUCCCCGUCGAAGGCGCGGACCUGGGCAACGUGUUCACCCUGCGCACCGUCAAGGACGCACAGGCCAUCGACGCAUUGUGCCAGGAGGGCAAGCGCUUGGUCGUGGUGGGGAGCUCGUUCAUCAGUAUGGAGCUCGUCGUCGCGGUCGCGAAGCGCAAGCUGGCGGCGAUCGAGGUGGUGGGCAUGGAGGAGGUGCCAUUCGAGGCCGUGCUGGGCAAGCAAGUCGGCGCGGGGCUCAUGAAGUACCACGAAUCCCAAGGCGUAAAGUUCCACAUGAAGUCCAAGCUCGACAGGCUCGUGCCCUCGUCCUCAGACCCAUCAAAAGUCGGCGGCGUGGUCGUCGCCGGGCAGACGAUCCCCGCGGAUGUCGUCGUCAUGGGCGUCGGCGUCGCGCCCGCGACAGAGUACCUCAAGAGUCCCGCAAGCAAGGGGUUCGCGGUGGAUGACGGGAAUGGGCAGGGGAACCUGGAGAAGGGCGGCGCGGUGCUCGUGGACGAGUAUUUAAGAGUGAAAGGGGUAAAGGACGUAUAUGCGGUGGGGGAUAUUGCGAUGUAUCCUCAGCCAGGGACGGGGGAGAUGAGGAGGAUUGAGCAUUGGAAUGUCGCGGGGAACCAGGGCCGCGCGGCGGGGAAAAGUAUUGCGGGGGAUGCGCAGCCGUUUGUGAAGAUACCUGUGUUUUGGAGUGCGCAGGGCCAGCAGCUGCGCUACGUCGGCGUCGGCGCGCAGUUCGAGGACGUGAUCGUCGAGGGCGAUCCAGGGGAGAUGAAGUUCAUCGCGUACUACGUCAAGGGCGGGAAGAUUGUCGCGGUGGCGAGCAUGCAGAAGGACCCGGUGGUGAGCAAGGCGAGCGAGCUGAUGCGGCUCGGGUUGAUGCCCAGCCCGGAGGAGGUGCGGGCGGGGAAGGAUUUGCUGGGGAUUGACAUUUCGACGCAGGGGGCGAAGGCACGGGUGGGGGCGUGAGCGAGUACUCCAAGGGAUAAAGGAAAAGAAGUUCGAAGACUAGAAUGUGUAUAUUAUGUGCUGUAUCGAUAUGUUUU
This is a messenger RNA of Gloeophyllum trabeum ATCC 11539, 1769 nucleotides long. RefSeq lists its product as uncharacterized. The transcript has 10 exons. Gene Ontology annotation, cellular component: cytoplasm. Lineage: Eukaryota; Fungi; Basidiomycota; Agaricomycetes; Gloeophyllales; Gloeophyllaceae. The record is from RefSeq and is a predicted model, not a curated record. Gene Ontology annotation, molecular function: oxidoreductase activity, acting on NAD(P)H; flavin adenine dinucleotide binding; 2 iron, 2 sulfur cluster binding. Bases 1 to 1692 code for a protein of 563 amino acids.